Messenger RNA from Thermochaetoides thermophila DSM 1495, 2067 nucleotides. RefSeq lists its product as uncharacterized. The record is from RefSeq and is a predicted model, not a curated record. The transcript has a single exon. Lineage: Eukaryota; Fungi; Ascomycota; Sordariomycetes; Sordariales; Chaetomiaceae. Gene Ontology annotation, cellular component: nucleus. Gene Ontology annotation, molecular function: methyltransferase activity. The coding region runs from base 1 to 2067 and encodes 688 amino acids.
AUGGCUGGAACGGAGCGAGAGCCCUUCAUCAUUGACGAUGAGGAAGAGAUUUUGAUCAAUGCCCAUUUAAGGAGGGAAAUCGAUGAGGCGCUUCGAAGAGGACAGGAAAUCGCCAGAAUUGCCGGAGUCUCCCAUGACUUCCCCAUUUCAAUCGAUGAUGAUGAUGGUACGAUUGAACUGGAGGUGGCGAUCGAAGACAUCCUCGCUGACGGAAUUGGCGAGGUAAUCGACCUAACCAAUGAAAAUGAACUACCAAUAUCGGGGCCAGACGCUUUGAUUGUCCGCGAUGAGGGCAUUAUCCUUGAUGAAUGGCGGCUGGAUAACGGAAAGAUUAUCCAAACCGGAAUGGCUCUUGAGAUUGCGGAGCCUCUGGGUGACCACCAAAUUCAGUUCUUUCGCGUCCAGCAGAUCAUUCUACCCAACAACCAGAACCCAAUCAUCCGAGGUUGGGCUUUUACUCGGACCAAGCACCUCAAUGGCAUCCUUCCGUGCAAACUCAAUGAGGUUGCGCUUAUUGUUGAAUCCUCCAGUUUCGAUGAACGGCCGUGGGAGGAACGAGCUUUACGGGAGAUCCCAACGGGCGCGAUUCUCCGUGAGCGAGAAUUAAUUAUCACAAAUACACCAUUCCCAGAACACAGAUUCAGCGGCUGGGAUUACAAGGCGCAGGGCCACGAGUGGGUAGCUGCGAAUUCUCGGUUAGUUUGCAGAUACAGGUUUGAGAUCCAAGUCAAUCCAGCAAACAACAAGCCCUGCGAAUGGGCGUUGAUCAGGCUCUCCGAGGAUGAGGCGGAUCCUGACUUCAGAAUCCGUGACGAAGCGCUCCUGAAUCGCUGGCGAGGGGGCAAGGUCCCCGGCGGCUCAUCGAAGCACGGUGCUCCCCAGCCGCUGGUCGUCGAUAUCGACGCUGACGUUGACUUGCAAGACGCGCACAGACCUGUUCUUGCUCCCGAGCAGAGAUACACCGCGGGCGACGUGUUUGCUGGUGCGGGAGGAGCCUCUCGUGGAAUAGAGCUCGCCGGGGUCCAACUGCUCUUUGCUCUGGACCACUGGAGGCCCGCGGCCAACACCCUGGACGCCAACUUCGGGGACCGUGUGAACAUUCACUUUAUGGACGUCACUGAGUUUAUUAACAACGAAAAUCUCCAGUAUGAUGUUGACAUGCUCCAUCUCUCCCCCCCCUGCCAGUUCUGGUCGCCGGCUCACACCAUCGCCGGCAAAAACGACGACGACAAUAUCGCCGUGCUCUACUCAUGCGAGCACCUAAUCAAGAAGCUUCGCCCGCGCGUCUUCACCGUUGAGCAGACAUUUGGGAUUCUGAGUCCCAACUUCACAGCCUAUUUCAAUGCGUUCAUCCUCGGAUUCACCAGUUUUGACUACUCAGUCCGCUGGAAGGUCGUGCCUUUGGCAAACUACGGGAUUCCGCAGCUGCGCAAAAGGCUCAUCAUGAUCGGCGCCGGUCCCGGAGACAAGUUACCGUCCAUCCCGCCGCCAACGCACAGCAAGAAUAGGACUGGAGGACUGAAGCCUUGGAACACCCCAUGGUCAGUCGUCGGCAACAUGGCUCAAUACCGACACCAUCCACUUCACCGACCAAGAGAAGUCAAGCUCGCUCAACCGCGCCCUGCAUGGGAUCCAACACAACUUGCGCGGACCAUCACCUGCAACGGUGGCCAAAACUACCACUGGAGCGGUCGGCGAAACUUCACACUGCUCGAGUAUGCGCUUCUUCAGGGCUUCUUCCCCGAUCACCAGUUCCGGGGCAGUUACAUCAAGAAACAAAUCGGUAACGCUUUUCCCUCACGGGUUGUCAAGGUGCUUUAUGAGCAUCUCGUCUCUUUUCUCUUGAAACAGGACGGUUUUGAUCCUGAUACCCGCCCAGGUCCCAUCCUGGGCAAUCACUGGCUAUACUGGCCUGGAAAUAUUGAUGAUAAUGACAAUUCGGACGGCGACUAUGAGACCGAUUCCGAUACGCUUGAUGGAAAGGACGAUGAGAUACAGAUUAUUUGGGACAGUAAUUGGAAUAACUUGGGAAAGGGGACAAAAGAGAACCCCAUCGUAUUAGCCUAA